This is a messenger RNA of Stomoxys calcitrans (stable fly), 3038 nucleotides long. It is a transcript of the gene Rilpl, whose product is annotated as RILP-like protein homolog. Bases 450 to 1760 code for a protein of 436 amino acids. NCBI's taxonomy places the organism in Eukaryota, Metazoa, Arthropoda, Insecta, Diptera, Muscidae. The record is from RefSeq and is a predicted model, not a curated record. The transcript is spliced from 6 exons.
GUGAGAAUUUGAGAAUUGCAGAAUAGAAUAAAAUUCCUUCCAAAUCUUCACAAUCCGCCAACAUUACCAAGGAUUCUGAUUUUGUGGAAUUUAUUACGAAUUUAAUGGUAUUUUAAGCAAGAAAAGAAAAAGUCAAGUGUCCAGCUUUGCGUAUGCAUUCGGCCUUCCUCGAUAUACACAAAAUCUGUGGGAGUCUCCGGGUCGGGUGUUGCGAAUAUCAUUGCCCUGUGUGUAAUUUGUUUGCGAUUGGUUCAAAGGAAAGAUAAAAAGUGUUGAAUUAUUUAUAAACUAACACUUAUAUUGGACAGAGGUAGCAAGUGGCUGUAGUGUAGUCAAUUACCUGCUGUUGAGGGGGUUGGUUGCAAAUUAAACGCUGGUUUGUGUGUUGAUUAGGUCAUCCCAAACAAAUUACUAAGCAAACCUCUAUUGUUGCCGUCGCUGUUAGACGUAUGCCAGGUUUUCAUUUCAAUGAAAUGGGCGAUAUGGUGCUGGAUGCUAUUGAUGAUAUCGGAGUAGUGGAUGUUUACGAUCUGGCCUCGGACAUUGGCAAGGAAUAUGAGAAGAUCAUAGAUCGUUUUGGCACCGAAGCGGCUACAGGUCUUAUGCCCAAAAUCAUCAACACUUUGGAGUUGCUUGAGGCGUUGGCUGCUAAAAAUGAGCAUGAAAAUGCCACCAUUCAGGAGCUAAAAGAAAAGAUAGCCCAAUUGGAAAGUGAAAAAUCGGAAAAGGCUGAGUUUCGGCGACGUUUCGAAAAGGAAUUGGAAAUGAUUGAAGAACUAUGGCGCACAGAAACAAAUGAUUUGGCGGAUUUGGUUACCUCACUGCAAGAGGAGAACAAAAGAUUGAUUAAGCAAACACAAGAUCUACAAUCCUCUUCUGCUCAUUCAUCCGGUUUGGGAGCGAGUCUGACGGAAAGCAUUAUCAGUAUUACCAAUAACGAGUUACAUUCGGCCUUGAGCGAUACUCAGGUUCUGCAACGUUUGAAGGAGCAAAUCUAUCGACAAAGGGAUGAGCUGAAGGAAAAGGAAAGGGAGUUGCAGAGUAAAUACACUGAAAUUGAACAUAUGACCAUCCAGCUGGAACGCUUUAAAGCAUCUGGACGUGACACUCGUCGCCGUUGCACAAUGCUACAAACUCAAGUGAAAACUUUGUGUGAGGAGCGAGCCGACUUUUUGGCACAGCUACAAGAUCAGCAACGUGAUAUAAAUAGUUUGAGAAAACGUUUGGGUCUCGCCGAAAAGGAAAACGAAGAUUUGGUAAUGUCACAAGAUGAUGACCCAAAUGAUCCAAAUCGUCCACGUUACACUACAAGGGAAUUGAAGGAGUUACUCAGCGAACGUGAUGAACUACUGACCACAAUCGAAAACUUAAACGAAGAGUUGAGGGCCCUCAAGCCAACUGAGAUAACGGCAAAUGAUGAUUCCAGUUCGGAGGAUGAGGACGAUGAUGGUAUUGGUGCUGAAGGGGAUGACGAUAGCCAGAAAGGCGAUCAAACGGAAACGCCUCCCGAAAAUGAUGCACCAGUUCAAGGUCCACUACCCUACGAACCCGAUGAUGCCCCCUGGAAAAAGACAAACGAAUCUGGUAUUCGUAAAUUUUUCCGUAAAUUAUUUUCCGAUACCAGUGAUGGUAGCUCUGGCAGUAAUCAGCCAACAUUCCAGAAACGUUCCUUAGCCACAUUAUCGAAAAUGGCAUUGUCGGCAUCACCUGCAGCCACCAAUCCCAAUGUUAACACUUUACAAUACUACAGGUAUUAUUAAAGAUACAACAAAAAAAAAACAGCUAUUAACGAACAAUAACAAGUAACAACACACAAAAACAACAAUUACAUCAUCUCAUAUAUACAUUCCUAUAAAAACUUUUUUCAUAUCACCAUCAUCAUUAACAUCAAAGGAGAGAAAUACAUAAUUUAUAUAAAAAAAAAACAUACAUCAUCAUGUACACAUACAUACACAGCACACUCAUUUAUAGAUACGAAACAACAUAUCAAACAGGAUAUUUUUUAUAAAAAUUAAAAAAAAAAAACAAAUUUCAAUUAAUUUAUUUCCACAGAAAAAGUAAAAAUAGUUUUUUUUACAAUUCCACUUAAAAACUUGCACACACACACAAUAUGAUCUUUUUGAUAAAAACAAACGAAUUUUUUCCAACGCAAUUUAAGUCAUAGACUGUGCCAAAGAUUUAUUUUGUUUCUUUUCUCUGAUGAGUACAUGCUUUUAAAAUAAGUUUUUUUUUUGUAUUUUCAAUAAACAUAAGAGAAAAAUGAAGAAACAUUUCCAAAAAAGAGAGUAAAGAAACUAGGCGAAAACAUCACAAAAUCAUAUAUACUAUACAUAUGUAUGUAAUUUUUGUUUUUUUUUUGUUUGGUUUAAUAUAAAAAUUCCUCAUAAAUUUUUAUUUACUUUAUAUAUUGUUUAGUUUUAACUAUUCUUGUUGUAAAAAUACAUCUCAUCUACGUUUUGUCUAUAUAAAUGUGUUUUUUGUAUAUUAUUUAUUUAUUUUAAUAUUCUUGUUAUUAUUUAUUUAUUCGAAUACAUGAGUUUUGUUUUUUUUUUAAAUCAUACCUUUUAAAGCAAAUGUUUAAAUUUAUAAUCAAAUCGUUGUAAAGAAACGGGAAUGUUGGCGCAUCUAUUGCCUUUAUCCCAUUUAUACUUAAGUUUUAAAAAAUUUUAAUGUUACCCCGUUUGCAUCACAUCUCAAUUGCGGUUUUGUGAACUGUUGUUCUUUCAAUGUUUUGAUUACAAAUUUAAUAGUUUUGCAUUUAAUUUUUUAUCAUCUUUAUGUUGUCUUUUUCUUCUCAACAAAACACUACAACUUCCCUAUCAAAUAUAUAAAAAAUAUGGAUUGAAAAUAUAAAAUACUAUUAAUGAAUAUGAAAGAAAUAUAUUUAUAUGAAUUCGUAAAAAUAAAAAAUUAAAAAAAAAGUUAUACAAAUAUGAAAUUAUACACAAAUCGAAAAUAAUAUUGAAAUUUAACCUAUUGGAUUGUAUUGCAAAAUAAAGCAGAUCUAUUACAAAGAAAAAUGAAUAAAAUACAUAUUU